Macrosiphum euphorbiae (potato aphid) is the source of this 444-nucleotide messenger RNA. The record is from the annotation of a GenBank genome assembly. Lineage: Eukaryota; Metazoa; Arthropoda; Insecta; Hemiptera; Aphididae.
AUGCCGUCCGCUCUUUGUGUGUUUUGUAUGAGCUUCAUUGUUUUGUACAGCGUUUAUUCUGUAUGUGGUCUAAUGUGUUGGCAUUGCGAUUCGCUCCAUGACCCAAAAUGCGUGGAUCCAUUUGAUAAUACCUCGAUGCCAAUGAAAGAUUGCAAACUGGAAAAACUGGACACAUAUCCUGGUGUGCGAGGUACAAUGUGCCGCAAAAUCCGUCAAAAAGUGUAUGGAAAAUGGCGAUUUUACCGGAGUUGUGCUUUUCUUGGCGAACCUGGCAUUGGUGGUGACGAACGUUAUUGUUUAAUGAGGACAGGCACACAUAAUAUAUUUACUGAAUAUUGUACUUGCAAUUCUAGAGAUGGAUGCAAUGGUGCAUCUGGCAUUUCUUUUUCACUUUUAAGCAUAUCGUUAGCACCAGCUCUUAUUAUUUACAGAAGACUGCUGUAA